Paramecium tetraurelia is the source of this 798-nucleotide messenger RNA. RefSeq lists its product as uncharacterized. Lineage: Eukaryota; Ciliophora; Oligohymenophorea; Peniculida; Parameciidae. Gene Ontology annotation, molecular function: ligase activity. The record is from RefSeq and is a predicted model, not a curated record. The transcript has 3 exons.
AUGAUUAUAUAUAAUACAAAUUUGAUGAUAUUCUUGCUUUUAACACUUUCAGCUGCUCUAAAACUUGAUUGUAAAGAUUAAUGCGAUGGAGAUCAUUACUGCUAUUUGGGAUAAUGUUAUUCAUGUUCCUAUUUUAGAAAAUAAUGGGAAGCAAAAAUUCCUGAUUUUGGAGUUCUUAUUGGUAAAGGUAACGGAGUUCCUGCAUAUUCAUGCCAAAAUGACACACAACAUCUUCAUGAGCUUGAACAUUUUCUUCAGCCAAAUGAGACAGGGUUUAACUAAACAGUCUUUAUAGGAAUGAAGUAUAGAUAUUUUAAACCUAGAUAUCAAUGUGUUCAUUUUGCUAGAUACUAUUGGAUUCAAAAAUUCGGAUCAGCGUUUCCUGGUAUUGAUACAGCUGAUGAAAUAUUUGACUUAACUUAUGCAAUUGAUUAUAAGAAUGGAAAAUAUAGAAACUUAACUAAGUUCUAUAAUGGAAUGUCCACCAGUAUAAGAGCGGGUGAUUUACUAAUUUGGAAUAAAAGUUAUCCUUAUUACCCAUACGGUCAUGUGGCUGUGGUUUUAGAUGUUUAGUUAGGAGCUGAGGAACCAUACAUUACUAUAGGUGAAGAAAAUUAUGAUGAUAUAUGGGACUCUAAUUAAUAUGCAAGAAAGCUAAAAGCCUCAACAAGUAAUUUUGGGCUCGUGUAUGUCAUAAAUGAAAGAGAAAUAACAGGACUUUCUCCUUAAGAAAAAUGUAAGGAUUAUAACGGAAGUGCAAAUGAUGUCAUUGUUGGUUGGGUCAGGUUAAAUGAUUGA